Molecule: messenger RNA, 1200 nt
Organism: Adineta steineri
Lineage: Eukaryota; Metazoa; Rotifera; Eurotatoria; Adinetida; Adinetidae
Source: the annotation of a GenBank genome assembly
AUGCCCAGUUUUUGUGAUACAAGAUAUACAUCUUAUUCUACAGAUCAUAUUUCUGACAAUGAUCAUAUUAUUGUCGAUAGUAGACAGCCAAAUAGAAAUUGGUCUAGACGGAGUAUAUUUAUAUAUGCUAUUUGCAUAAUAUUUAUUAUAAUUUUAACGAUAAUAACGACGAGUUUGAUUAUAAUAUUCAAAAGAAAACCAAUAAAUUCUACAAGUUUAAAUGAUCAAAAUUUAUUAUUGAAUGAAAACAAAAUUAUUUUAAAUAUAUCCAACUUUGUAAAACAAAAUAAUUCAUUUAGUUGUCAAUUACCGAAGAAUCCAGACUAUAAUAAAAAUGGAAUUGUUGCUGCUGGAGUUUUUGCUACAUCCACGGAUGAAUUAAAUAAACUUCACGGACCAACAUCUGUUUAUCUUGAUCAUGAACGAAAUAUUUAUGUAGCUGAUACAAUGAAUCAUCGAAUUCGAAAAUAUUCGCCUGGAAAUUCCGAUGAAGGUUUAACAUUGAUUGAUGAAACAUCGAAUGUAAAUUAUCCACAUUGUUUAUUUAUUGAUCAUGAAUCGAAUCAUUUAUAUUUUCUUGAUCAAAAUAGUCAAGGAUAUUAUCGUGUACAAUUACUUAAAUUAAAUUCAAAUCUAUUAAAAUCAACAAUUCUUGUUGUUGGAAAUCAAACGAGAUCAUAUGGAAUGACUUUAGAUCAAUAUUUAAAUAUUUAUGUAACAGAAUACAAUCAUCAUCGAAUUAUAAAAUGGUUAUCACCAGAUUAUGAACAAUAUGUAAUCGUUGUUGAAAAUAAUUCAAAUGAAUUAAGUUAUCCAAGAAGUAUUUAUUUUGAUCAAAUAGCAAAUAAUUUAUAUAUUGCUAAUAAAAAUCGGAUUCAUCGUUGGUCAGUUAAUUUAAAUAAGAGUGAAAUUGUUAUGCAAGGUGGAUCAUUUUAUCCAAAUGGAAUUGAAUACGAUUGUCAUGGAAAUCUUUAUAUAUCUCAAGAUACAACAAUUAAAUUAAUUAGUAACAGAACAAGUAUACAUGGACUUGAUAUUAUUGGUUAUUCACACCCUGGUGAUGCUAGUAUAUAUUCAAAAUCAACUUCAACUGCUGAUUUCUAUAAUCCCGAAGGAAUUUAUCUUGAUAAAACAAAUGGAGAUUUGUAUGUAGCUGAUUCAGGUCUUAAUCGAAUACAUAAAUACGCUAUUAAAAAUUAA